GUUGACAGCCUGCUUGGUGCCUGGUGGCCAAACCGCAAAUUGCCAGCAUCGGGCUGGAUGCAGCCAAUUGAGUGCCAGCACAACGCUGAUUAUUUCCAUGGCGUCCUCGACGCCCAAACACGCGAUCCUCCAUGGGCUCAAUGACGCCCAGCGCCGCGCGGUGACCUCGGAUGCCGCUACCGUCGCCAUCCUGGCCGGGCCCGGGAGCGGCAAGACGCACACGCUGACCGCUCGAGUCGUGUGGCUGGUGGACCACGUGGGGUUCCGGCCCGAGGAUGUCGUGGUCGCCACGUUCACCGUCAAGGCCGCGCGGGAGAUGAAGGAGCGCAUCGGCCGGGCGCUGGGAAACGGCCGGGAGAACAAGAUCGUGCUGGGCACCUUCCACAGCAUCGCACGCCGCUAUCUGGCCGCAUACGGCCGGCACAUCGGGCUCGACCAGAAGUUCGGCAUCGCCGACAGCGAUGAUUCCCGCGCCAUCAUUACCCGCAUUUGCAAGAGGUUUCAGCUCUCCGUCGACGCUGCUGCCGCUCGCGCCUGGAUCAGCAAGCAGAAAGCCAAGGGGACCGAGGCUGCUUCCGCGGCCGCACGCAAGGACGCCGCCAAGCUUCCCGGCCAGCGGGACCUGGAAACCUGCUAUCGCGAGUACCAAAGAUAUCUGGAGACCUCUAACCUCCUGGACUACGAUGACCUCUUAGUCCGCUGCGUUGAGCUGCUCCGGAAGUUCCCAUCCUGCGUCUCCAACGUGCAGACGGUCCUGAUCGACGAGUACCAAGACACGAACGGGGUCCAGUACGAGCUCAUGAAGCUCUUCGCUCAACGGCAUCAGAGAAUCACCAUCGUCGGAGACCCGGACCAGAGCAUCUACGGAUGGCGAUCGGCUGAGAUCAGAAACCUGUGGCGGUUGCUCCAGGAGUUUCCUAGUACCGACGAGGUCUCCCUCGAGGAGAACUACCGAUCCUCCCAGUCCAUCCUCCACCUGUCUCUCCUCGUGAUCCAGCAGGACAAGAAGCGGUACCAGAAAGCGUUGAAGCCGGUCCACAACCGGGGCUCCCGCCCAGUGCUUCGGAAGCUAAAGAGCGCCGCCACCGAAGCAGAAUGGAUCGUCUCGGAGAUCCGGAGGGCCAUUGCGAUGUCGGGCUCGAUGCUGACCCACAACGAUAUUGCCAUAUUGCUGCGCUCAGCGUCGCUCUCGAGACACAUCGAAAGCUCCCUCGGGAAGGCGGGCAUCGCUUACCGGAUGGUUGGCGGUUUCAAAUUCUACGAUCGCGCCGAGAUCAAGACGCUCUUGGACUAUCUGCGUGUCAUCCACCAGCCAGAGAACAACGAUGCACUCGCAAGGAUCAUGAACGUGCCGCGGCGGGGCAUCGGCGAAGUCACUAUUAAAAGCCUCCUGGAAGAGGCUGAAACGUCGGGGCUGAGUCUCUGGGCGGUCCUGUCGAAGCACUGCCGAGGAGAGCGCACGGCGAAGACAAAACUUACGAAGCAUGCCGAGCAAAGGCUCAGCGGCGGCCUCCUCCGUCCGUUAACGGACAUCAGGCGGCGGGUCGGGGAAGCCUCGGGACCCAACGGGACUCCGUUUGGGCUGGUCCAGAUGAUUGAGCACCUGUUGAGUGUCCUGAGCUUCGAGAAGCACCUCCUGGCUUCUCACCCCGAUGACCACGAACAGAGAUGGGCCAACGUGCAAGAGUUCAUCAGUCUAGCCGCCGAUUUUGUCAGGGACCUGGACCGCUCCGGUGACGAUUUCCUCCCGGAGAUCGAAGGUCUCCAGCAGACGAAGGAGGCCGAGGUCCUGCCUCGCUUCCUGGCCAACGUCUCUCUAGCCUCCGACGCCCAGACCGGAGACGAUGGCCAAGAGAACAAACCGCUUGUGACCAUCUCGACGAUCCAUGCAGCAAAAGGCCUUGAAUGGCCCGUUGUCUUUGUCCCUGCCGUUUACAAUGGGUCCAUCCCUCACGUGCGGGCCGAGGACGGCGACGAGGAGCGACGAUUGCUCUAUGUUGCCAUGACGAGGGCUCAGUGUCUGCUCUACCUCAGCUGGCCGGUCUUUGGCUCAAACGGCAACGGGGAGCGAAACGAGCUGUCUCCCUUUGUUGCUCCCGUCAGCGGCUCCUUUCUGGACAAGGGUCCCUGCUUCGACCGGCCGGUCAUGGGCGAGGUCGCCAGGAUCCUCCAGCGAAAACUGCCACCGGAGUCGACCAUCUUCGGGGGGCUGCCUGCUUUGUUCAAUCCCGAGGACAACCUGUUUCCCGUCGACCCGGAACAUUCGAAGCAAGAAGCAAGUGCUGGGUUCAAUGGAGAGGACGGCCGAUCUGGGGUAGUUGUACCGCGCGCGAAACGGCCGAGGCUGCAGGGCCCACCAACGGAUCAGAACGGCGGGGACGAAGCUCCCUGGCGGAGGGAGUAUACCACUACGAUGGAGCAGUCCUCCGCCUUCACAAUCGCUUCCCUGCCGGGGUUCGUCAGCGUCGGCGCUCAUCAAGCAGCCAUCGCUGCCGCGAACGCCGCGCCGGGAGUCACCCAGACGACAGACACGGUCAAGCGAUCAACAACCCGGCGACCAGCAGACCAGAAGAGCAUCUUGGGGUUCGUCCGAUCCAACUCCGGCCCUGCUCGUCCGGCCGCAACCGCGCUGCCGAGCGCCAGAAUGGACACCGCGCUUCAGGCGCGACAGCCAACCGGCGUUCAACCACCGCAGUGCUCUCCAGCAAAGCAGGCGAUCGACCCGGCCCUCUCUGGCCACAGGUUAAAGACCGGAAAGUUGCUGAACCGUCCGACUGCCGCAAGUGACGGGGACUCAGGCAAAAGGAAGCAAUACGCCUGCUUCUCCAGCUCGCCGCCCCGGCCGGCGGCGGUGGAGGACGACACGGGAACGAACACCGCGGAGGUGGAGGAUGACGAGCGGCCAGAGCCAACCCGCGCGGCUGCCUGUCUGCAUGUGACCACGUGUAACCUGCCCAAGGGGCUCGGGGUGGGGUUCAGGAGGCCCGCUGGUCUGGGCCGGGAGAACAUCACGCCGAUCGAGAGGCUGCGGAAGCCCUUUAAGCCACUGACCAUUAGUCGGUCAUGAAGCCGUGUAUGAACUGUGACGAAAUAUCUAAGUAAGACUGUAACUCUGGACCACACUGUGAAUGGCGAAACAGGGCUAGCCCAACAUGAGGACGAAUCGGAGCCGUGAAAGGUUGCGUUGAUGACUCGAAGGGCGUGCUGCUGCAUCCGACUUCUCCCGCAUUUGUCAUUGAGAGUGUUCCAGGUGCAUGGACAAGUGUUUCCCGUUCUGG
Molecule: messenger RNA, 3278 nt
Organism: Thermothielavioides terrestris NRRL 8126
Lineage: Eukaryota; Fungi; Ascomycota; Sordariomycetes; Sordariales; Chaetomiaceae
Exons: 1
Coding region: 98-3067 (989 amino acids)
Biological process (GO): recombinational repair
Cellular component (GO): nucleus
Molecular function (GO): hydrolase activity; DNA binding; ATP binding
Source: RefSeq, a predicted model, not a curated record